GCUACUCAUGGAUUUAUUACCAAAUUUUGUUUAAAAAUUUAUGAUGUACAAAUUUUAGUGAACACUUUCAAUACAUUUUUUAUGUUUAGAUAUCAUUAUUUUAUAAUGUAUAACAGCCAAGUAAACUGGAAUUAUAAAAUGCAGGACCUAACCUUUUAAUUUAUAUUUAUAUAAUUCAUUUGACUCUGUUUCGCAAUGAUUAGAUUAUCCAUUAAUAAUAGUUUAAUUUGUCGUUUAUAUUCAAAUUGUCUUGAUGAUAUGUAUUUGUUGCGCAUUUUUUCAAAUGGACGAGCAGGGGUUUCUACUUGGUCUGCAUUAGCAACAGCAUUUAAUACAAAACCUAAUCCAAAAGUCAAUUUGAGUCUUUUGCGGGAAGAUACGGGAUUGUUUAUGAAGCGUGAGUUGCAAUCUCAUGAAGGGUUUUUUGCUUUGAAAGAACGGGCUGUGAAUGAUUCAGAAAAUCUAAUUAAGGAAGUUAUAUCAAACACCCGCAAACGCAAAAUUGUAGAGAUUUUUGAUGAAUUGUCUGAUAAUCUGUGUAAAGUAGCCGAUCUUGCAGAAUUUGUUCGGAUUGCCCACCCCAAAGCAGCAUAUGCACAUGCUGCAGAAGAUGCUUGUAUCAGUAUUAGCUGUAUUGUAGAGAAAUUGAACACACAUUAUGAAUUGUAUUCAGCUCUAAACAGUGUUGUAACAAAAGGUGAUUUAUUUCCUACAACAUCGAUUGACAACCAUGUAGCUAGAUUAUUUAUGUUUGAUUUUGAACAAUGUGGAAUUCAUUUACCUGAAACUCAAAGGCAAAGAGUCGUGGAAUUGAAUGAUUACAUUUUACAACUCGGACAGAAAUUUAUGAAUGGUGCUGUCCAACCUCGCAGUGUUCCAAAAAAUAUAAUUCCAGAUAACAUUAGGCAAUAUUUUAUAGUUGAAGGUGAUGAUGUGGUCAUAUCAGGAUUGUAUGCAGAUUCUAGUAACGCAUCUGCUCGUGAAGCAGCUUAUAAAUUAUUUUUACACCCGAACAGCCAUCAAGAAUAUCUGCUCAGUGAAAUGCUUAAAGCACGGCAAGAAUUAGCUAAGAUAUGUGGAUUUAAAACUUAUGCGCAUAGAGCUUUGAAAGCAAGUACUAUAGAAACUCCAGAAGCCGUAAAUGAUUUUCUAAACAUACUCUCUGACAAACUCUCAUUGAGGGCUAGUGAAGACUUCAAAACAAUGCAAUUAAUGAAAGCAAGUGAAGAAUCUGGAAAUAAGGAGUUAGCUGCUUGGGAUACACCUUACUUUACACAAAAAAUCAAGAAGCAAUGGUUACAAGUUGGAGCAUCUGAGUUUGCUCCUUAUUUUAGCCUUGGUGGUUGUAUGGAAGGAUUGGACAUAUUAAUGCAAUCUUUAUUUGGUAUUAAAUUUGUAAUUGAAGAAAUGGCACCUGGUGAAGCUUGGGCUAAUGAUAUAUAUAAAUUAAAAAUUGUUCAUGAGACUGAAGGAACUCUAGGUCAUAUAUAUUGUGAUUUUUAUGAAAGACCAGGAAAGCCAAAUCAAGAUUGCCAUUUUACCAUACAAGGUGGUAAACAGAAAUCCGAUGGUUCAUAUCAGAAUCCUAUAGUAGUAGUUGUAUUAAAUUUGGCACCACCGCGAUGGUCAAGCCCCACGCUUUUAAGCCCAGCUAUGGUAGAUAAUCUUUUUCAUGAAAUGGGACAUGCAAUGCAUUCAAUGCUUGCAAGAACCAAAUAUCAACAUGUGACUGGAACUAGAUGCAGUACUGAUUUUGCAGAAGUACCUUCUGUUCUUAUGGAGUACUUUGCAUCUGAUCCUAGGGUUGUGAGCAGUUUUGCAAGACAUUUUCAAACACAGGAAAAGAUGCCACAAGAAAUGUUGCAGCGAUUAUGCGCAUCUAAGAGCUUAUUUGGAGCUAGUGAAAUGCAAUUACAAGUUUUUUAUAGUGCUCUCGAUCAACACUACCAUAGUGCAAAUUUUACAGGCGUUACUACUGAUGCAUUGAAGGAGAUUCAAAAACAUUAUUACAGUUUACCUUAUGUUAAUAAUACGGCCUGGCAAUUGCGAUUUGGUCACUUAGUUGGAUAUGGAGCAAAAUAUUAUUCAUACCUAGUAUCUCGAGCUGUAGCAUCUUUAAUAUGGCAAGUGUAUUUUGAAAGUGAUCCAUUCAGUCGCACUCAAGGUGAAGCAUAUAGGCAAGAAUGUCUUGCUCAUGGUGGAGGAAAACCAUCUAAGCAAUUAGUGUCCGACUUCCUGAAAAGAGACCUAACACCAAAGUGUAUGGCAGAUGCUCUAAUUAAUGAAAUAGAUAUGAAAAAGAUUCAAAUUGAAAAAAUUAGGUUUUUAAAUGAACUACAGUAAAUUUAGUUAUACCUGUGUUGU
Molecule: messenger RNA, 2364 nt
Organism: Ctenocephalides felis (cat flea)
Lineage: Eukaryota; Metazoa; Arthropoda; Insecta; Siphonaptera; Pulicidae
Product: mitochondrial intermediate peptidase
Exons: 9
Coding region: 196-2343 (715 amino acids)
Biological process (GO): peptide metabolic process
Cellular component (GO): mitochondrion
Molecular function (GO): metalloendopeptidase activity
Source: RefSeq, a predicted model, not a curated record